This is a messenger RNA of Drosophila ficusphila, 1543 nucleotides long. RefSeq names its product otefin. The transcript has a single exon. The record is from RefSeq and is a predicted model, not a curated record. Bases 100 to 1344 code for a protein of 414 amino acids. NCBI's taxonomy places the organism in Eukaryota, Metazoa, Arthropoda, Insecta, Diptera, Drosophilidae.
UUGGCCGCUUCACUGCACUAUUUCAACGCACACCGCGUAAAAGCGACGCCGAUUUCAAUUUCAACGAAUUACGAAAAGUGUGUGAAAAACCAGGUAACAAUGGCCGACUUGGACGACCUGGAUUCCCUGUCCAACGCAGAAAUCCGUGCGAAGAUGCUGGCCCAGGGACUGCCCAAUAUCCCAGUAACCGACAGCAGCCGGAAGGUUUUGGUGAAGCGUCUGCGCGCCUCCCUUGGCGGCCAGGCGUCGCCGGCAGCCAGUCCCAAAAAGAGCAAUCGCCGGGAGACCCUGGCUCCAGCUCCCUCUGCUCCGGCUGCUGCUUCUACACCGGUGGACAAGCUCGACGGAAACAAGGUGGCUCCAGCCACCAAAGCUCGGCGUACCAUUGCCGCCACGGAGGCCAAAGAAGCCGAACGUCGUCGCCCCGAAGAGCCAGUAGCUGCCAGGAAACCCACUGUUGCUGCUGCUGCUCCUGCUCCUGCUCCAAUACAGACACGACGCACUUCCACUUCGACUAGCGCCGAACAACGUGUCGUAGAGCCCGUGAAGAAACGUGCACCAGUGAUCAUUGAGGAGGAGCCACAGAGGGGGUUAAAGGUCGACUCACUGAUCGUCCUGGAGUCAGACGAUGAAGAGGACGAGGAGCUGGCCCAGGCUGCGAAUCUCGUGGAGCAGCAGCACGCGGCCAGGGAGAGGUUAUCCAAGCUUACAAGCAGCGGUAUCACCAAUUACGAGUACAAAAGCCAGACCGUGGCGCCUCCCCGCCGUCCGGUCUAUGAACCCCCAGUGGUUCCUGCUCCAGCUCCAGCUCCCUUGGGCCCAUCGGCCAGAUCGCAAGUCACCAGUUCAGUCAGACCGCAAGUCACCAGUUCGGCCAGGUCCUACGACUACUUGAGCAACCCAGCCGGAGGGCGCUACAGCAGCUAUGUGCGCACUGCCACCCAGGGUUAUGUGACUGCAGAGGCUCCGUCGGUUUCAGCGCCCUCCUACACGUCCAACUAUCAGCGCACCUAUGCCAACGAGCUGAGCGACGACAACGAGGCCGAGGACGCUCAGUACGAGAGCACCUUUGCCCAGCAACUGGCGCGUUUGCGGGCUGAAAAGAUUGGGGAUCGCAGCAGCCCCUACAGCAGACGCACUCUGGCCAGUGGCUCGUCGUCGGGAACCGGAACCCUGGGCUUUGAGCCGCGUGCCAGACGCUCCUUGCGUUCGGAUGACAACAGCGUGUCCGAGGCCUUUAACCGCUGGUGGAACAGCCUGGAGCAGAAGUACCACAUUAAGUCGAAGUUGUUCAUUCUAUUUGUCGUCCUGUUGUUAAUCGGCGUCUAUUGCAUUUUCUACUGACCUGCGCACACGUACUCAUUUUUCGAAUCUGUAACCUAGUUUGUAUUACAUGUUGGAUUUGUUUUGUAAACAGGCCCGCCGCUGCGGACUUUGUAUGAAUCUUGUUUCGAUAUUGUAACUUGAGCUUGAGAUUGACUAGCCUUUAAGCUGCGUGUUAUCCGUGUUCCAAUAAAGCCCACUUGCAGGGAAUCGCCACAGA